GCGCGGGCGGGCGGGAGGGAGGGAGGGCCAUGGCGGGCAGCGCCGGAGAGUGGUGCCUCAUGGAGAGCGACCCGGGCGUCUUCACCGAGCUCAUCAAAGGAUUCGGUUGCCGAGGAGCCCAAGUGGAAGAGAUAUGGAGUUUGGAGCCUGAGAAUUUUGAAAAAUUAAAGCCAGUUCACGGGCUGAUUUUCCUCUUCAAGUGGCAGCCAGGAGAAGAACCGGCGGGCUCUGUGGUUCAGGAUUCCAGGCUGGAUACUAUCUUUUUUGCCAAACAGGUGAUAAACAACGCGUGCGCUACCCAAGCCAUAGUAAGCGUCCUGUUGAAUUGCACCCAUCGUGACGUCCACCUCGGGGAAACGCUGUCGGAGUUUAAAGAGUUUUCACAGAGUUUUGACGCGGCGAUGAAAGGUCUGGCGCUAAGCAACUCGGAAGUGAUUCGGCAAGUUCACAACAGCUUCGCCAGGCAACAGAUGUUCGAAUUCGACGCGAAGACGUCGGCCAAAGAGGAAGAUGCUUUUCAUUUUGUCAGUUACGUUCCCGUCAGCGGUAGGCUCUAUGAAUUAGAUGGUUUACGAGAAGGACCGAUCGAUCUAGGUGCCUGUAAUCAAGACGACUGGAUCAGUGCCGUGAGGCCGGUCAUAGAGAAGAGAAUACAGAAGUAUAGCGAAGGCGAAAUACGAUUUAACUUGAUGGCCAUUGUGUCUGACAGGAAAAUGAUAUAUGAACAGAAAAUAGCUGAAUUACAAAGACAACUUGCAGAGGAGGAGCCUAUGGAUACAGAUCAGAGCAGUAACAUGCUGAGUUCCAUCCAGUCAGAAGUUGCCAAAAAUCAGAUGCUAAUUGAAGAAGAAAUUCAGAAGCUAAAGAGAUAUAAGAUCGAAAAUAUCAGAAGGAAGCAUAAUUAUCUGCCUUUCAUCAUGGAAUUGUUAAAGACCUUAGCAGAACAUCAACAGUUGAUACCGCUCGUAGAGAAGGCGAAAGAAAAACAGAACGCGAAGAAAGCUCAGGAAACCAAGUGAAGUCGACUCCGUCGGUGGGAGACGCACACGUUUCUGCUUCCGGUUUUAUUUUCACGGAAACGAAAGGAACGAGUAUAUAGUAUUUUCAGUAAAAUCUCAGCCGGUUCAGCGCCCCUCUGACAGUUGUAACGGUCUGUCUCCUGUCGAAUGCAUGGGUUCGUACGAACGCUUCCCCUACCUGCAUCGUGUGCAUGUAGCGCGCUACUAAAUAAAAAGUCACGUUUAGAGUCGCUUGACCAAAUUCAGUUAUUUUGACAGCAUUCCAAGUAACCUCUGGAACUCGAACUACUGUUAUGGACCUAAAAACGGUAUUCUGUAUCUCUCGAUGGUUCUCCUAAUUUAUCGUCUAAGUUGUUUUUUGGGUUUUUUUUUUGGUCCCGCAUUUGAAGAUGAAGAUUUUAUAAUAAAAGAGAAAAUGUCAGAUCUAA
This is a messenger RNA of Ornithorhynchus anatinus (platypus), 1447 nucleotides long. RefSeq names its product ubiquitin C-terminal hydrolase L5 (gene UCHL5). The coding region runs from base 30 to 1019 and encodes 329 amino acids. The record is from RefSeq and is a predicted model, not a curated record. The transcript has 11 exons. Gene Ontology annotation, biological process: protein deubiquitination; ubiquitin-dependent protein catabolic process. Gene Ontology annotation, cellular component: cytoplasm; Ino80 complex. Gene Ontology annotation, molecular function: proteasome binding; cysteine-type deubiquitinase activity. NCBI's taxonomy places the organism in Eukaryota, Metazoa, Chordata, Mammalia, Monotremata, Ornithorhynchidae.